AGCACAUGUCAAUGUGACCUACCUACGCCAUGCCGUUCAGAUGUGACUGCACGAGCGCACUUUAUUCACGCGCCAGGGCGCGCACUCCACAUUUAUCGCCAAGUACAAAAGUCACUUUGAGCUGUUCACCACCUUGAAGAUAUCAAGGAUCUGUCAGCGGAGGGAACAUGGCUGAGGAUAUCAAGGGCAAAUUGGAGAGGUACCGUACGGCACCCUUCGAUUCGCGAUUCCCCAACACAAACCAGACCAAAAACUGCUGGCAGAAUUAUUUAGACUACCAUCGCUGCCAGAAAUCCUUGGAGUCCAAAGGUGUGGAUGUGGCCCCAUGCGACUGGUACAAGAGGGUCUACAAAACUCUUUGCCCAAUUUCCUGGGUUGAGAAAUGGGAUGGCCAGAGAGAUGAUGGAACCUUCCCUGGAAAGAUCUGAAUAUCGCCUUGGUGGUUGUCAGGGCAACCGAAGAGUGUGAUGUGCAGACUGGUCCCUGCAGCUGGUCGGGGCCUUUCAUGUCUCCCAUAGUACACCUGUGUAACUGUGGUAUUAUGGGACUGAGCCAUUCCUUGUGUUAUGAACAUGAAUAUAUUUUGCAGCAGUAUCUGCCUUAAAAGCCGUAGGCAUUGACUUCUGACGUGGUGUUCGAGUCAUCUAUGGGAAGCACUGUUGUUUCUUUUUACCAUUAUCUUAAAGGCAUAGUCCUCAAUCCUGGCAAAUUUGACAGGCAGUCACACACCCCUUCCUUCAGUACUCCUGAGGCAACGUUGCUGAUUGGCUAGAAUAGAAUACUUUAUAUAGUCUCUUUGUUUCUGAUUUGCAGAGCCAGGAUUGUGUAUAAACACUGGAGAAUAAACAAGGAGAAACUCGCUGAAUUUGA
Clupea harengus (Atlantic herring) is the source of this 870-nucleotide messenger RNA. RefSeq names its product cytochrome c oxidase subunit 6B1 (gene cox6b1). The record is from RefSeq and is a predicted model, not a curated record. NCBI's taxonomy places the organism in Eukaryota, Metazoa, Chordata, Actinopteri, Clupeiformes, Clupeidae. Gene Ontology annotation, cellular component: respiratory chain complex IV; mitochondrion.